UUCUCCAGCAAGAACUAAGAAGUAUGACGAUGCUGCUGUUGCUGACGACUGUAGUGGCUGCUGCUCUGGUGGCGUCUGUUGCCAACGGGAUGUGUCUGCCCUACGUAGAACUUGAGACUACAACAACUUUCAGCUACCAAUCCCUCCACAAACAGGGCGUUGAUUUGGCUCCUGGCGCCACGUCAUUCAAGUUCAAGGUCCGCGCGGCAAACGAUGCUCACGUGGCCUUGCUGCAGGAUGAUGGGGUAACCAAUCAGAACCUAUAUGAGGUGGUGAUUGGAGGAUGGAACAACACCCGAUCAGCUAUCAGGGCAGGGGUGCAACACAAUAGCAGAGUAGAAGCUCGCCACACACCACUGAGUGCAGACCAGUUCCGUGAUUUCUGGAUUUCCUGGGGGAAUGGCGUGAUCUCUGUUGGAUCGGGGAUGGAAGUCGGAGUUGGGAAGUUCAUGAACUGGACGGACCCCUCCCCUCAUGCCAUAAAGUACAUCGCUGUGUCUACUGGAUGGGGGUCAACGGGACUGUGGAGGUUUUCCCCGUCGUCUGUUGUACCACUUGCAACAAACACAGUUUACAAAUACCAGUCGCUUCAUGAUCUUGGUGUAAACUUGGCGCCUGAUGCCACGUCAUUCACGUUCAAGGUCCGCGCGGAAAACGAUGCUUUCGUGGCCCUGCUGCAGGAGGAUGGGGUAACCAAUCAGAACAUAUACGAGGUAUUGAUUGGCGGAUGGCACAACACCCGAUCAGUUAUCAGAACAGGCAAGCAGUUCAACAGCAGAGUUGAAGCUCGCCACACACCACUGAGUUCAACCCAGUUCCGUGAUUUCUGGAUUUCUUGGGAGGAUGGUGUGAUCUCUGUUGGGGCGGGGAAGGUGGUCGGAGUUGAGAUGUUCAUGACGUGGACGGAUCCCACACCUCACCCUGUCAACUACAUCGCUGUGUCUACUGGAUGGGGGUCAACGGGUCUGUGGGAGUUUUACGGCAGCCCUCCAGUAGUUUGUCUGUCAACGGCAAACGACUACCGCUACCAUUCCGUUGACGACCUCGGCGUUCACCUCAAUGGACGAACAUCCUUCACCUUCUGGGUAAAGGCCACCAAUGACGCUCUCAUCGCGUUACUUCGCAACAAAAACGACUACGAUCAAGACAUAUACGAAAUCGUCAUCGGGGGCUGGGAAAAUAGCAAGUCUGUCAUCAGAGAGAAGAAGCAAGGCCCAAUCCUGGCGCAUGUGGACCACGUUCCACUAUCAGGGAACAAGCACCUGCCCUUCUGGAUCAGCUUCAGCGAUGGCACAAUCGCCGUGGGUGCUGGCACAGAGGUCGGGACACGUCAGUUCAUGUCGUGGAAAGACCCAACUCCAACACAGAUCGGAUAUGUCGGCGUCGCAACUGGAUGGGGGGCCACUGGGCAAUGGCUUUUCCCUAAGAAUAUGGCCUAAGGAAUUCAAGCUUAAACCAAAACUUUUGGUCGUCAGUGGAACCUAUAUAGUGUUAAAAAUAAUUCCAAUCUUUUUUUGCUUACUUUCAACAGUAAACUCGAUGUGUCUUACACAACCAUUAAAUUAAAUACCAUUGUCUCUGUCUGUUGAUCUGGCUUAUCUUUCUACAAUGUCUGGCUGUCACAGCCACGAGUGUCGAAACGGUUUUGAUAUAUUUAGAUUUGUAUCUUUCAUAUGAUGAAACUAUUGCAACUGUUGUUUACAUGGGAGAACCAAAUACCUGUCUCCGCCCGAUGGAAGGGAUCACAGCAAGUGAGGAUCAUAUUCAAGUGAAAAUAUAUGAAUAAUGAACAUUUUUCAUAACAGUUAGAAGAAUUCAAUUUGUCGUUGCUAAUUCUGGCUUACAAGCUUUACAAACAUUUAUGUUUCAUCUGAUAUAAAUUCAAUAAUUAAUACCAAGGCUGCAAUAUAUUCAGUUUAUUCUCUGUAAUCUCUUUCGUUGAACGUUAUUUACAAUAUAUACACUGUAUAAUGUUUUGC
Haliotis rufescens (red abalone) is the source of this 1979-nucleotide messenger RNA. RefSeq lists its product as uncharacterized. The transcript has 7 exons. The record is from RefSeq and is a predicted model, not a curated record. The coding region runs from base 24 to 1439 and encodes 471 amino acids. NCBI's taxonomy places the organism in Eukaryota, Metazoa, Mollusca, Gastropoda, Lepetellida, Haliotidae.